Chenopodium quinoa (quinoa) is the source of this 1187-nucleotide messenger RNA. RefSeq names its product palmitoyl-monogalactosyldiacylglycerol delta-7 desaturase, chloroplastic-like. The record is from RefSeq and is a predicted model, not a curated record. Gene Ontology annotation, molecular function: oxidoreductase activity, acting on paired donors, with oxidation of a pair of donors resulting in the reduction of molecular oxygen to two molecules of water. Lineage: Eukaryota; Viridiplantae; Streptophyta; Magnoliopsida; Caryophyllales; Amaranthaceae. The coding region runs from base 1 to 1155 and encodes 384 amino acids. The transcript has 5 exons. Gene Ontology annotation, biological process: lipid metabolic process. Gene Ontology annotation, cellular component: endoplasmic reticulum membrane.
AUGGCUCUCAUUGCAUCAACCCCUAACUCCAAACUAAUCAACCAAUCUUCCAUUUACCUCAACAAACCACAAACUAGUACAACUCUACGUUACAACUUUAACCUAACAAUUUCGAAAACUAACCUUUUUAAGCGUUUAACAUUAACAACUCAUACACCAAUUUGCCAAUAUGGAGAGUCAUCACCAAAUAAUGAGGCAACAAGAAGUGAAAGAACAACGAGGGUAUCGGCCAUUUCGACACCGGGGUUGGAGUCGUAUUCCCAUAGGAUUUGGUGGUCGGACGUUGUCGUGAAGAGUCCGACGAAUGUACUUGUUGAUGGAAAAUGGGAUUCUAUAUCAGUUGGGAAUUUAGGUGCGGUUGUUAUGAUGCAUGGGUUAGCUCUUUUUGCACCAUUUACGUUUAAUUGGGGUGCAUUUUGGGUUGCUGUGGUUCUCUAUUUGGCUACGGGAUUGUUGGGUAUUUGUCUUUCGUUUCACCGGAAUUUGGCUCAUAAGAGCUUCAAGCUACCUAAAUGGCUCGAGUACGUCUUUGCUUAUUUCGGAGUAUUAGCCCUUCAGGGAAAUCCAAUUGAUUGGGUGAGCACACACCGGUACCACCAUCAAUUUUGUGAUUCGGAGCAAGAUCCACAUAGCCCACUUGAAGGAUUUUGGUUCAGCCACAUGAAUUGGAUGUUUGAUGCCAAAAUUGUUACCGAAAGGUGUGGUGAGCCGAACAAUGUAGGAGAUUUGGAGAAGCAGCCAUUUUACAGAUUUAUGAGGAGCACAUACAUUUUUCACCCACUAAUGUUGGCAGGAUUACUUUAUGCAUUUGGGGGAUUUCCCUACCUCGUUUGGGGAAUGGGAGUAAGGACCGCAUGGGUUUAUCACAUAACAUGGUUCGUGAAUUCUGCUAGUCAUGUGUGGGGAACUCAAGCUUGGAAUACUGGCGAUUUAUCAAGAAAUAAUUGGUGGGUGGCAUUACUUUCAUUUGGAGAAGGUUGGCACAACAAUCAUCAUGCUUUUGAAUACUCAGCUAGGCAUGGUUUAGAAUGGUGGCAAUUUGAUAUGACUUGGUAUACCAUCAAAUUUCUUCAAAUUAUUGGUUUAGCCAAGGAUGUGAAGUUACCUACUGAGGUGCACAAACAACGUUUGGCAUUUGAAAAUGAUGGAAUAUAAACUUGAGGGAAACAAAGAACACAUUUUGACAA